Messenger RNA from Pararge aegeria (speckled wood butterfly), 864 nucleotides. RefSeq names its product segmentation protein even-skipped-like. Gene Ontology annotation, cellular component: nucleus. NCBI's taxonomy places the organism in Eukaryota, Metazoa, Arthropoda, Insecta, Lepidoptera, Nymphalidae. Gene Ontology annotation, biological process: regulation of transcription by RNA polymerase II. Gene Ontology annotation, molecular function: DNA-binding transcription factor activity, RNA polymerase II-specific; RNA polymerase II cis-regulatory region sequence-specific DNA binding. The transcript has 4 exons. The record is from RefSeq and is a predicted model, not a curated record. Bases 1 to 864 code for a protein of 287 amino acids.
AUGGAGUCGGAGAUAAACAAGAUGACAAAGAUGCCUUCAAAGAACUUCUCUAUAGAAUCAAUAGUCGGUUUAAACGAGCGACGGUCGCCCGAAAUCGAUAUAGAAAAUACUAUUACGGAUUUUAAUAACGACCAUUCAGAAGAUGAAGACUUGAAGGUUAGAGAUGGGAAAAUGUAUUAUUUCCAACAGAAUCGAGUGCCGAACUUUCCGUUUUUCAUGUCGUACGAUAAACGCGGAAUGGGUACCGGUUAUCCGGAAAAUCAGGGUAACGAGGACAUAAAAAGAGCUAGUCCGGGAAGUGUUCGAAGUGAAGUAGAUAGCGACGGAGCAGACGACAGACCACACGAAUCCCUCAGUCCACAGUCUGAACAAAUCAAUACUUCAAAUUCAGCGCCGGAUCCCAAUAUAAGAAGGUACCGCACCGCUUUCACAAGGGAACAGCUAGCGCGUUUGGAAAAGGAAUUCAUGAAGGAAAACUACGUCUCGAGACCGAGGAGGUGCGAGCUGGCUGCACAGUUACAGUUGCCUGAGUCCACUAUUAAGGUAUGGUUCCAAAACCGUAGAAUGAAAGACAAGAGGCAAAGGAUCGCCGUAGCUUGGCCCUACGCAGCGGUCUACAGUGACCCAGCAUUCGCCGCAUCAAUCCUACAAGCUGCUGCUUCCUCAGUUGGGUUACCCUAUGGCUACCCCUCGCCUGCACUCUUACCCCCGUUCCACAACCCUCAGCUAUUACCCUCCGGAUACCCUUACCCCUAUCCUCCUUACCCUAGAUACCCCUAUAUCCCACCGACUCCUCCAUCACCGGUUAACGCUGACUCAAUACGGCCAACAUACCAAAACUUUAAUAUUAAUGUUGACAAAUAA